AUGGAAAAUCAGUCAAGAGUUAGGGAAUUCCUUCUACAUGGAUUCCCUGAUAUCCAGGAAUUACAGAUUCUACACUUUCUUCUGUUCCUGAUGUUAUAUCUGGCAAUUGUAUUAGGGAAUCUUAUCAUUAUCUCUGCUGUUAUUUUUGAUGAUCAUCUCCACACUCCCAUGUAUUUCUUCCUGAUGAACCUGGCCAUUCAGGAUCUUGGCUCCGUUUCAACUAUUAUCCCAAAAUCCAUGAGCAAUUCUUUCACGAACACUAGAAACAUUUCUUACUCUGGAUGUGUGGCUCAGGUUUUCUGUUUUGUGUUCUUUGUUGGAUCUGAUUUCUUUCUCCUUACUGUCAUGGCAUAUGAUCGGUAUGUUGCCAUUUGCAAUCCACUGCAAUAUGAAGUGGUGAUGAAUAGGCAAGCUUGUACACAAAUGGUGCUUUGUGUUUGGCUAACUGGAAUUUUCUAUGGAGCAAUGCACACUACAAGUACCUUUGCAGUCCCUUUUUGUUCCAAUGUUGUCAAUCAGUUCUACUGUGAAAUCCCACAGUUACUAAAGCUAUGCUGCUCUGACUCAUACCUAGCCGAAAUUGCUAUUCUGGCAAUCAGUGCUAUGAUAGAGCUGGGUUGUUUCAUCUUCAUCAUCAUGACAUAUGUGCUGAUCUUUACAGCAGUACUGAGAAUCCCUUCUGUUCAUGGAAGACAAAAAGCCUUUCCUACCUGCCUUCCACACCUCAUUGUAUUUGUUAUAUUUAUAUUUACUGGGUGGUUUGCCUACUUAAAACCACCUUCUAACACUCCAUCUGGUUUGGAUUUGGCAUUGACUAUGAUAUAUACCUUCAUCCCACCUCUGCUGAAUCCAGUGAUCUACAGCAUGAGAAACAAAGAGAUCAAGGUUGCCCUUGCAAAAUUAUUACUUUCAGCAUGUUCUUCGAUGGAAACCUAUUUUAAGUUUAUCACAUCACAGUGA
Molecule: messenger RNA, 960 nt
Organism: Candoia aspera
Lineage: Eukaryota; Metazoa; Chordata; Lepidosauria; Squamata; Candoiidae
Product: olfactory receptor 14A16-like
Exons: 2
Coding region: 1-960 (319 amino acids)
Biological process (GO): G protein-coupled receptor signaling pathway
Cellular component (GO): membrane
Molecular function (GO): odorant binding; olfactory receptor activity; G protein-coupled receptor activity
Source: RefSeq, a predicted model, not a curated record